Molecule: messenger RNA, 1123 nt
Organism: Clupea harengus (Atlantic herring)
Lineage: Eukaryota; Metazoa; Chordata; Actinopteri; Clupeiformes; Clupeidae
Product: glutathione S-transferase kappa 1-like
Biological process (GO): glutathione metabolic process
Cellular component (GO): mitochondrion; peroxisome
Molecular function (GO): glutathione transferase activity; glutathione peroxidase activity
Source: RefSeq, a predicted model, not a curated record
UAUUUCCAAAAUAACAGGAGUGGCUGACCUUAUCCUGGUUUAAAAAAAAGACGUGGUUGUUCCGUGGGUUGGUCUGUCACGAGUAGACUACGUAUACAAACUAGACUAGACACAUUUCCGUAUUACGUCAUGUAAAUACUAUGAUAAAUAUGGCUCGCAGUCUAUUUCUGAGGACAUAUUCACAACAGAGCCUAGACCUGGAAGCGUCCCCAUGAUGUCAAGUUCAAGCAAACUGAAACUGGUGGAAUUCUUUUAUGAUGUCAUAUCACCUUACUCAUGGCUGGCAUUUGAGGUGUUCUGUCGGUACAGGAACGUAUGGGACAUCAAUCUGAAGUUGCGACCUGCUCUUCUGGGUGGAGUCUACAGAGGUUCCGGUAACAGGAGUCCUGACGACGUUCCGAGGAAGUACCACUAUAUGGGGAUGGAUCUCCUCCGCCUGGGCUCCUACGCUGCAGUUCCCCUCAGAGCUCCUACUCAGCCUGUUCACGCUUUGAUGGCCAAAGGUUCUCUUGCAGCCAUGCGCUUUGUGACGGCGGUGGGGGAGAUGGAGACAGAUGGUGAUGAUAAGGUGGAGAAGGUGUCCAGGGAGCUGUGGAAGAGAAUCUGGAGUAAAGACCAAGACAUCUCCCAGCUUGCUUCACUCGCAGAGGUGGGUCGACAGGCAGGACUAUCUGCCAAAAAGGUAGAAGAACUACUUGAACUCUCCCAGGAUAGUGCAAUCAAGCACAAACUGCGGGACACUACUCAAGAAGCCCUUGAUUAUGGGGGAUUUGGGUUUCCCUUGACAGUCUGUCAUGUAGAUGGAGAGGCCAAAAUCUUCUUUGGAUCAGACAGAUUUGAAAUCAUGGCUCACUGUCUCGGUGAAAAAUGGGUGGGACCACAGCCUGUCCAAGAAGCCAUUAUGAAAGCUACCAUGGCCAGCUGAGUUUUUCUUUAUGGACAUAAUGACUUUUGAAUCUCUUUUGAAAGUUUGUUAUUGGGCCACUCGGCCUUCCCUACCUCACCUUAGCCUCAAAAGCACCUUUCCAUUGCAGUAUUUUAUAUUUGCACGCAAUUUAUGUAAAUAUUUAUGUAUAUAUAUAUAUAUAUAUAACAAUGUAAUUAAAGUCAUUUAUUUUCUAAA